Frieseomelitta varia is the source of this 435-nucleotide messenger RNA. RefSeq names its product UPF0329 protein ECU05_1680/ECU11_0050-like. Lineage: Eukaryota; Metazoa; Arthropoda; Insecta; Hymenoptera; Apidae. The transcript is spliced from 4 exons. The record is from RefSeq and is a predicted model, not a curated record. Bases 1 to 435 code for a protein of 144 amino acids.
AUGAGUACAGUCGGAGAUAUAAUAAAGGUGAAAACAUGGUCACCUUCCGUUCCUUGCAAAAUUCCAGAUAAUAUCAUUUCUUCGCAAUUCACGACCCAGAAAGCAUUCGUUCCAUCAUAUGAAAAACAAAAACGUCCUUGUAUAGAGCAAUUAUUAACGAAUGAAUACCAGCGAAUCUGGUGGCAAGAGAAAGCGUCAUGGGACAAAAGAAUGCAGAGCAAAGCACCUAGCAAGAAGUUACUACACCGCAUGAUAAUUCGAAGAAAACCGCAAGUCGCUCCUCCUCAACCAAAAAAGAUUAGAAAACCAAAGAAGAAGAAGGAAAAAAAAGUCGAAAAAUCAGAAGAAAAAAGAAAGGAAGAAGAAAAGACUCCUACACAAGAAGAAAAAAUUGACAAAACGGAGGAAAAUAAUAUCGAAAAGUCGCCAAAAUAA